GUGGUGCGGGCCCUGCAAACAUUAUUCUCUAGUAACUACACCGAUUUCAGACCAUCUACAAAUAAACUAACAUCCAGACUCUACCCAUUUCCGUGUAUCGUGAAGUUCUUCAAAACAAAAUGAGCUCCUUAAUCCUAUCAUAUCUGCUUGGAGGGCGCCUCCGCAGGAACUGUCAGAAAGGAAGAUGGCUGCCUAAGUCCAAACAAAUUCGCCGCCGCUGAAAAUCUGUCGAAGGUUUUAUCGUCUUUUUGUCGAAAUUGAAUUUACUGGGGUCAGUCAAGGGAAAUAAAAGAUUAAUAUUUUCGGUUGCUUAACAUUAUUUCUAGCUGGUUAAUGCUAGAAUGAUUUUUAAAGUUGCUCAAGUAACACACUUCUAAACUAAUUCGUGGCAGUCGGUAGAAAGUAUGUAGCUGAUGUACAGGACAGUCUAAACAUAAUUGUUAGAACGAAAUACGGUGAAAGAAUGGAACUUGACGCUACUAAAAGUAGUAGUUCGGAAACUGGGAGAGCAGGAACAGAAUCAAGCUCUUCAUUUCAUUGUAAAAUUCCGUUGAAGUUGAGUCAGUCGACUCUUAGUGUUAGGCCGUUUCUUUAUCAUAAGUCAGAGCGACACCCGAAGACAUUGCUAGAGACUCUCAAUGGUUUGCGCCAAACAGGUGAUCUUUGCGACGUGACAAUAGUUGUUGGUCCAAGAAAGAUCGACUCGCAUAAAGUUGUGUUGUCAGCAUGUAGUCCAUACUUCCGAGCUAUGUUCACAGGCGAAAUGACUGAAAGUAGACAGAAAGAGGUGCAGAUAAAAGAUGUAGAUGAAAAGGCAACUGCGCAACUCAUUGACUUUGCAUAUACAGGCUCAAUACGAAUUGAUGAAUCAAAUGUUCAAACUGUUCUCCCUGCUGCCUGUCUGAUGCAGCUGACAGAAAUUCAAGAAGCGUGUUGUGAAUUUCUCAAGAAGCAAUUAGACCCAACCAACUGCCUUGGAAUAAGAGCAUUUGCAGACACACAUGCUUGUUCAGAUCUUCUAAGGGUUGCUAAUGUAUUCUCACAUCACAAUUUCCAAGAUGUCAUGGAAGGGGAAGAAUUUUUACACCUCCCUAUUAAACAAUUAACAGACAUCCUUUCAAGUGAUGAACUAAAUGUUGUUUCAGAAGAGCAAGUUUAUAAUGCUUGUUUGCGAUGGGUCCAUUACAAUUUGGCAGAGCGAAAAGACAGGCUCCAUGAAGUCUUGAGUCAUGUCAGAUUACCUUUAGUAAGUGCAAGGUUUCUAGUGGGUGUUGUAAGUGCGGAUUUGCUCAUCAAAAACAAUGAAUCAUGUAGAGACUUAGUUGAUGAAGCCAAAAAUUAUUUGCUGUUGCCAGAACAGAGACUACUAAUGCAAGGGCCUCGUACUAGACCAAGACAACCUGCAAAAAGUGGGGAAGUCCUUUUUGCUGUUGGUGGUUGGUGUAGUGGGGAUGCCAUCAAUAGUGUUGAGAGAUUUGAUCCACAUAAAAAUGAAUGGCAUAUGGUAGCAAGCAUGAACAAGAGGAGAUGUGGUGUUGGUGUUUCAGUACUAGAUGAUUUGCUGUAUGCUGUUGGUGGCCAUGAUGGCUCUAGCUAUUUGAAUUCUGUUGAGAGAUAUGAUCCAAAGACAAACCAGUGGAGCUCAGAUGUCUCUCCAACCAGUACUUGUAGGACAAGUGUUGGAGUAGCUGUCCUUGAUGGAUUUAUGUAUGCAGUUGGAGGCCAAGAUGGAGUCUCUUGCCUCAAUAUUGUUGAGAAAUAUGACUCCACUAUGAACCAGUGGAGCAGAGUGUCGCCAAUGAGUACAAGGAGACUUGGUGUUGCUGUUGCAGUACUGGAUGGUUUUCUCUAUGCAAUAGGGGGAAGUGAUGGCACGUCUCCUUUAAAUACUGUUGAAAAGUAUGAUCCUAAAGGAAACCAGUGGAUUCCUGUGCGUCCUAUGGGAACUAAAAGAAAGCAUCUUGGUGCUGCAGUUUACCAAGGAUGCAUAUAUGUUGUUGGUGGCAGGGAUGAUGCAACAGAGCUGAGCAGCGCAGAGCGAUAUGAGCCACAGACUAAUCAGUGGUCACCAGUUGUUGCUUUAAAUUCAAGAAGAAGUGGAGUAGGAUUGUCUGUGGUAAAUGGCCAGCUUAUAGCAGUUGGAGGCUUUGAUGGGACAACCUAUCUUAAAACUAUUGAAGUUUUUGAUGUUGCAAAGAACCAAUGGGUGUUGCAAAGUGGGAUGAAUUACAGAAGGCUUGGUGGGGGUGUUGGAGUGGUGACAUUGCCACAGUGUGAAGGGUUUGGCUGGCAAUAA
Rhopilema esculentum is the source of this 2296-nucleotide messenger RNA. RefSeq names its product kelch-like protein 20. Gene Ontology annotation, molecular function: protein binding. The record is from RefSeq and is a predicted model, not a curated record. Lineage: Eukaryota; Metazoa; Cnidaria; Scyphozoa; Rhizostomeae; Rhizostomatidae.